Molecule: messenger RNA, 1134 nt
Organism: Lathyrus sativus (Indian pea)
Lineage: Eukaryota; Viridiplantae; Streptophyta; Magnoliopsida; Fabales; Fabaceae
Source: the annotation of a GenBank genome assembly
AUGGCAGACGCUGAGGAUAUUCAACCUCUUGUUUGUGACAAUGGAACUGGAAUGGUUAAGGCUGGAUUUGCUGGAGAUGAUGCACCUCGUGCUGUGUUUCCCAGCAUUGUAGGUCGUCCUCGUCACACUGGCGUGAUGGUUGGCAUGGGCCAAAAAGAUGCAUAUGUUGGUGAUGAGGCACAGUCCAAGAGGGGUAUUUUGACUCUCAAAUACCCCAUUGAACAUGGAAUUGUUAGCAAUUGGGAUGACAUGGAAAAGAUUUGGCAUCACACCUUCUAUAACGAGCUUCGUGUUGCCCCUGAAGAACACCCCGUUCUCUUAACUGAGGCUCCUCUUAACCCUAAGGCUAAUCGUGAGAAGAUGACCCAAAUCAUGUUUGAGACUUUUAAUACCCCUGCCAUGUAUGUAGCUAUUCAGGCUGUUCUUUCACUGUACGCUAGUGGUCGUACCACCGGUAUUGUGUUGGAUUCUGGUGAUGGUGUCAGCCACACUGUCCCUAUCUACGAGGGUUACGCCCUUCCACAUGCUAUCCUUCGUCUUGAUCUGGCUGGUCGCGACCUGACUGAUUUCUUGAUGAAGAUUUUGACUGAGCGUGGUUAUUCUUUUACCACCUCAGCAGAGCGUGAGAUUGUCCGUGAUGUGAAAGAAAAGCUGUCAUACAUUGCCCUUGACUAUGAGCAAGAGCUGGAAACAGCGAGGACCAGCUCAUCCGUGGAGAAGAGCUACGAGUUGCCUGACGGACAGGUAAUCACUAUUGGAGAUGAGCGUUUCAGAUGUCCAGAGGUGCUGUACCAACCAUCCAUGAUAGGAAUGGAAGCAGCAGGAAUUCACGAGACCACAUACAACUCCAUCAUGAAGUGCGAUGUCGAUAUCAGGAAAGACUUGUACGGUAACAUUGUCCUUUCAGGAGGAACAACCAUGUUCCCAGGCAUUGCUGAUAGAAUGAGCAAAGAAAUUUCUGCUUUGGCCCCAAGUAGCAUGAAGAUCAAGGUCGUUGCACCACCUGAGAGAAAAUACAGUGUCUGGAUUGGUGGUUCUAUUUUGGCAUCCCUUAGCACCUUCCAGCAGAUGUGGAUUGCAAAGGCAGAAUAUGAUGAAUCUGGUCCAUCAAUUGUGCACAGAAAGUGCUUCUAA